CAGGGUUUGAGAGGCAGAAUUGGAUUGAAAUUUAAUUGAAGUAAUAUAUGCAGUUCGCAUUCGAAAACGAACACCUGGUGUUUGAUUUUAAGCCUCCGAGUGAGUUUCAACAUGAGUGAGUAUGCAAGCAGAGAGAGCAAAAAUCUGAAAUCCAAGAUGUUAGGAGCAAAUUCAAUUCAAAUUGGGGAAGAUGAUGUUUCGCGGCUGGUUGGUGGCAUAGUAGAAAAGGGCUUCUCCGAAACUCGGCAGACUAGGCCGUUGGCUCCGCCCACAGGGCCGCGUCCCACCGUGCUGCCCUUUCCGUUGGCGCGCCACCGCUCACACGGCCCGCAUUGGGCUCCUAACGUUGGAAAUUCGAACCUUCAUAAUGGCAAAGACAGUGAAGAUGAGCUUGCUGGAGAAGAGGAAGAUUUCGAGGGGAGAGCAGUAGCUGCUGCUGCUAAUCCAUUACAAAGAAAAGAGAAGAGGGGUUUGGAUUUCAGUAGAUGGUGGGAGAUUGCGGAAAAAGCUGGCAGCUCGGGGUUCCAUGAGAAGGAAGAGGGAAGGUGCUCGAAUGGGGGUGAAGUUGAGCCGAAAGAGACAAACAUGGCUUCUAAUGGUGAUGCACAGUUUCAGUCUGUGACUGUGACUAAUAAUGUUUCGAAAAUCAGAGAGGCGAAAGGAGAAGCAAAAGACGCAUCACAUUUGGCAAAUGCCACGGAGUUUCACAGCUUUGAAUAUGGCAAAAAUGGAAAUAAUGUUCAAACUAUGCAAUAUCCACAGGAUGGCAUUGCUGAAUCUGAUGGAAAUACUGUUGUGGUGAAGGCGUCUACAUGGCAGAAUGGAUUGAGUAAAGAAGUGGACCUGAAAAGGGACAAUAUGCCGAAACCACAUAAAGCUUCUGAUUUCUCAGGGCAGGCGUCAGUAGGUGGAGAAGAAAGCAGUCUUCAAAGUCAGAUUGAUGCUGAGAAUCGUGCUCGAUUAGCAAAUAUGUCUGCUGAAGAACUUGCUGAAGCACAAGCUGAGAUAAUGGCUAAGCUGAACCCAAAAUUGAUUGAUGCAUUGAAGAAAAGGGGCCAAGGAAAAGACAAGAGGCAAAAGUCUUAUGAGACAGAUGUUACGGGCAGUGCAUCAGUUGAUAUGCAACAUGAGGAAGCUUUGCCUAAAAUUUCUGAGAACACUGUCUCUCAUGAACCAAUGGAAAUAGAAACUGAAAGUGCAUUAAAAAAUAAGGAAGACAAUGUUUCUACAAAUGCAAACCCAGAUAAAAGUAGCAUAUGGAAUGCUUGGAGCAAAAGAGUUGAGCGUGUUAGAGAUGUGAGAUUUUCCUUAGAUGGAAACAUUAUUGGCUUUGGUAUGGAGUCCAAUAUUGGCCAAUUCAAUUCAAACAAUGUUUCCCAACGUGAUUAUCUUCGAACUGAAGGUGAUCCUGGUGCUGGUGGUUACACAAUAAAAGAAGCAUUAGCAUUAGCUAGAAGUGUGGUUCCGGGCCAACGGACACUUGCGUUAAGUGUAAUUGCAGCUAUUCUUAAUCGGGCAAUUUCUAAAAUCAUUCAGAAUCAAGUUGAUUCUGUUUCUAAUAUUGCUGAUUCUGUGGAGCCUGCUGACUGGGUUGCUAUUUGGGCUUAUGCUCUGGGUCCGGAACCUGAGCUUGCUUUAUUACUGAGAAUAUCUUUUGAUGACAACCACAAUAGCGUUGUCCUCAAUUGUGCCAAGGCCAUUCUUAGUGCAUUGAGUUAUGAUACAAACAAGAUUUUAUUUGACAUGUUGGAGCGGACACCAACUUAUUCGAAAGAUGUUUGUACUGCUCCUGUAUUCAGAAGUAAACCAGAUGUUAAUGUUGGUUUUCUUCGUGGUGGCUUUUGGAAGUAUAAUACUAAGCCUUCCAAUAUUCUUCGUUUUGGUGAGGAGAUGGUGGAUGACGAAGCUGAAGGUGAGGGCGAGCACACUAUUCAGGAUGAUGUAGUUGUUGCAGGGCAGGAUUUUGCGGCUGGUCUUGUUAGAAUGGGGACUCUUGAAAGGAUCUGCUAUCUCUUACAGACAGAUCCUGCUGCACCACUAGAGGAAUGCUUAAUAUCAAUAUUGAUAGCUUUAGCAAAGCAUUCUCCAACUUGUGCUGCUGCAGUUUUGGACUGUGGAAGGCUUGCUCAGACAAUUGCUGGAAGAUUUACUUCAAAUGAACAAAUGGAAAUCAAUGCCAGUAAAAUCAAAUCCGUUACUCUAUUCAAAGUAUUGGCUCGGCAUGGCAGGAAGAAUUGCUCAACAUUUAUUAACAAUGGAAUUUUUCGUCAACUGACUUGGCACUUGUACCGUUAUCCAUUUUCUCUUGAUCAAUGGGUCAAGUCCGGGAGAGAGUCCUGCAUACUUUCAUCUGCUAUGCUGGUCGAACAAUUGCGUCUAUGGAAGGUUUCCGUUAAUUAUGGAUAUAGUAUUUCGGAUUUUUCUGACCUAUUUACAUCAUUGUGUGCAUGGUUGAGUGUACCUACCUUUGAGAAGUUAACCAGCUAUGAUGUGAUGAAUGAAUACUGUGCCAUCACAAGUGAAGCUUAUCUUCUUCUUGGAGUUAUGGCUGAUAGACUUCCGAACUUCUAUUCAAGCAUGCAAGAAACACCCACAGAUACUGUUCAAGAUACAGACCCUUGGUCAUGGAGACACUUUGGUCCUAUUAUAGAUUCGGCAAUUGAGUGGAUACAAGUUAAAAAUAUUGCAUACGUAUCGAGACUUUUCAACUCCCAAAGUAAUGAUGGUGAGAGGAUCUGUUUCCAGGAUUCAAAAGUAAAUUCCUUGCUAUGGAUAAUUUCUUCUGUUUUAAGUAUGCUUGCCAGCGUGCUGAAAGCUGUCAUCCCAGAGGACUUUACGAGCUUACCUGAUGGCCGAUUGCCAUGGUUGCCAGAGUUUGUUCCUAAGAUUGGACUUGCAUUUGUUAAAAAUGGGUAUAUCAGGUCUGGAGGAUCAAGUGAUCCUUCUGAAAAUGGCUCCUUUGUAAAGUAUUUAUGUGAUUUGAGACUUCAAGGAAGUCCUGAAUUUGCAAUAUCUUCUCAAUGUUGCCUCCAAGGGUUCUUCCAAGUAGCAGAUUCUGUUGAUAAGUUGGUUACACAUGCAAAUCUCGAUAUCCAUUCAGCACGAGUUGGAUAUGACAAUUUCUCAAGGGACGAUAAGAUUCUUGCUAAUGGUAUACUGAAGUCCUGUUCUACUGAAAUACAGUAUCUGCUGUCAACUUCAAUGGAAGCAAUUACUAGUGACUGGAAAUUCCUGCGGCCUAUUGAGAUGUUCAGUAGAGGCGGCCCUGCUCCAGGAGUUGGUGUCGGCUGGGGUGCCUCUGCUGGAGGGUAUUGGUCCAUAAAUUCUUUGUUGGCUCAGCAAGACGCAAGAUUGCUCGUUUACUUGCUUGAAGCUUUUGGGAUUCCAUCUACUGUGGAUCCAUCAGAAGCCGAAGAGAUAGGCUGCACAAUGCAAAAGAUAGAAUGCGUCCUUACUGCUUGUUUAAUUGUGGGCCCAUGGAGUAGCUCAGUCCUUGAUAAGUUACUAAAAGUCAUCUUCCAGGUUCCUGUACUCAAGCAUCUGAGUUAUGGCAUUCAUAAGUUCCUCUCUCUUAGAAAAGGAUACAGUUCUUUCAAGUGGAACUAUGAUGAUGAAGAAUAUGCACUGAUAUCUAAUGUUUUGGCCUCUCACUUUAGAACCAGGUGGCUUGGUGCAAAGAAGAAACGAAAAACCAUGCCUGAGACCAACCAUCCAAGCCAAAAAUCUACAAAGAAAAAAGUUCGUUUUAUGGAAACUAUUCAUGAGGAUAUGAACGCGACAAGUGAAGCUGGUGAAGUGAUGUCUUCUUCAUCUUCAUUAAUAUUGGAGUGGGCUCGCCAGAGAUUGCCUCUUCCUGAACAUUGGUUUCUCAGUGCAAUCUCCACCACUCAGUUAAACAAUAACACAUGUCCGCCCAGUCCUUCUCAUGGUGAAACCUAUUCAGAGGUGGCCUCAGACAUUCUAGAAGUUGCUAAGAGCGGACUCUUUUUUCUCCUGGCUAUCGAAGCCAUCCCUACUUCUCUUAGCUCUGAGCUCCGCUCGCCUGCUAAAUGUGUUCCAGUUGUUUGGAAACUGCACGCGAUGUCUGCAACAUUACUUUGUGGGAUGGGUGUUCUGGAAGAUGAGAAAAGCAGGACUCUCUACGAAACCUUGCAGAAUGUGUAUGGCGAAGUUCUUGAUGAGAAAAGGUGUACAGACGUGCUCGGUCACACGGGUGUUGAGCGCCUGAAGUUUGCAUCAUACAUCCACGAUAGCUACCCUACAUUCAUCGAAACUCUAGUGGAGCAGUUCUCAGCUGAAUCGUAUGGUGAUGUCAUAUUUGGGAGGCAGGUUGCAAUGUAUUUACAUAAAUCCGUUGAAGAUUCUGUAAGGCUUGCUGCGUGGAAUACCUUAUCUAAUUCACGUGUUCUUGAGCUCCUGCCGCCUCUACAUAAGUGCCUCGCGAAGGCUGAUGGCUACCUUGAACCCAUCGAGGAUAACGAGAGCAUCCUGGAAGCCUAUGUGAAAUCGUGGACCUCUGGCGCCCUUGACAAAGGGGCAAACAGGGGCUCAGUAGCAUUCUCCCUGGUUCUGCAUCAUCUUUCAUCCUUCAUAUUCGGCAGUGUUGGUGAUACUACUCUCUCACUGCGCAAUAAACUCGCGAAAUCUCUGAUGCGCGACUAUUCUCGCAGGCUGCAACACGAGGGGAUGAUGGUGAAACUGAUAUGCAACAAGAAACCUGAGCCCGAGCCGCAGGCAGCGGUGACGGCAGCUUCGUCUCUACCUAUGUCGGAGAUAGAAAAGAGGUUGCAACUUCUGAGAAAAAUUUGUGAUGGAUGUGCGCCUCAAGUGGCAAAGCUUGAAGCCUGUAUCAGAAAAGAGAGUUCAGAAUAAGGUGGCUGUUAGUAUGGAGUUAAUCAUGAUUUUGGAUGUUUGAUGCUCUUGUAAACAAUCUCAACUCGGCCUGGCCCGGCCCGGGUCUGUGUUUGGGCCUGGCCGUCUGUCAAAUAAUAGGUGUAAUAAAGUUUUAGAGCAAUUUGUGCCGGGCCGAAUUUGGCUGAAAAAAACUGGAUCCAAUCAAUUCUCAACUGGGUAAGAUGCACAAUCUAUUCCCCCCUUCAUUAUUUGAUUUUAAAGUCAUUAUUUGAUCUUUUAUAGAAUGUAAAUAUCUUCGGAUAUCACUAAAUUCAAGAAGACAGUCUCAAAAUUAUUUA
Molecule: messenger RNA, 5192 nt
Organism: Salvia splendens (bonfire salvia)
Lineage: Eukaryota; Viridiplantae; Streptophyta; Magnoliopsida; Lamiales; Lamiaceae
Product: transcriptional elongation regulator MINIYO
Exons: 10
Coding region: 112-4872 (1586 amino acids)
Source: RefSeq, a predicted model, not a curated record